Messenger RNA from Didymodactylos carnosus, 609 nucleotides. Lineage: Eukaryota; Metazoa; Rotifera; Eurotatoria; Philodinida; Philodinidae. The record is from the annotation of a GenBank genome assembly.
AUGUCCAAUUCGUCCGAUAUAAUUCCGAUACGUUUACGUCAAAAUUUCAUACAACAAAUUUUAAUAGGAUGCAAAGAAAAUCCUCACUUUGCGAACAAUCAUAUGAAAAAUUAUUUUACAUCUUAUAUAAAUAUAAUAUCGCCAUUAUAUAAAAAAAAUCGUGAUCCAUUAACAAUGAAAACAAUAACGUCAAAAUGUCCAUCUUGUUCAGAAAAAUAUUCAUCUACUUCAUACAAGUACACGUGUAAAAUGCGUGCUAAUACGAGAAUCAAACGUUUAUUACAAAAAUAUCGACGUACUCGAUUAACACCAUUAACAUACAAACGUUUAUUAUUAGACAGUUUCUAUUGUCGUUCACACACAAAACUCUCUGUGACAUGUACAAGUUGUAAUGAGAUACGUCGCUUCAACGGUGCCACCAGAGAAGAUUUAGAGAAGAAAAAAUUAAAACAACAAUAUACAUCAAUAAGUCUUGACGCGUCAAACAAAAAACAGAAAAUAGUUGACAACAAAAAAACAAAUGAAAAAUUAAAACAAACAUUUCAGAAUGCUUCUUGUCGAUUUCUAAAGAGAGAAAGUAAUUUAAGAGCAUUUCUUGAACAACUCUAA